This is a messenger RNA of Aspergillus ochraceoroseus IBT 24754, 1591 nucleotides long. Its product is annotated as transcription initiation factor IIA large subunit. The transcript has 4 exons. Lineage: Eukaryota; Fungi; Ascomycota; Eurotiomycetes; Eurotiales; Aspergillaceae. Gene Ontology annotation, biological process: transcription initiation at RNA polymerase II promoter; transcription by RNA polymerase II. Bases 339 to 1430 code for a protein of 363 amino acids. Gene Ontology annotation, cellular component: transcription factor TFIIA complex. The record is from RefSeq and is a predicted model, not a curated record.
GCUAGGUGUGAAGCUAUCUACUGAGUGAGUACUGGAUCUGGGGUGAUUAGAUAGUGACCGCCUGGGAGUUCGUCCGCCGCAUUUCUAAGCUCGUGAUCACCGACCGCGGUGACGGUGAGGCUCUUCUGGCGACGACUCGAACGAACCCACGCUCGAUAGGUUUUCCAAACUUGUCUUUAUUUUCCUUCCUUCCUUCCUUUAGAGAUUAUCAGUGAGUGAGAGGCGGAGAAGAGAGAAGAGAGAAGACAGAAAGAAAGAAAGAAAGAAAGAAAGAAAGAAAGAAAGACGGUCUCCCUCUCUGAAAGCUGAAAAGGCUCCUCGGUUCAAGUCUUGACACCAUGUCGAACCAGCUGGUGGGCACGGUGUUUGAUCGUGUCAUCCAAGAGGUGUGCGAUGCAUCCCAGGUGGAUUUUGAGGAAAGUGGCGUCGACCAACAGACUCUGCUAGAUUUGCGGAAGAACCAGAUCCUGCCUCCAACAGCGACCGUGCCGUCUAAUGCUCCUCGUCCUCCUCAACCUUCCCCAACACAACAUGUCCCGCCUCAACCACUACCACAGUCAGUCCCAGCAAGCGUACCACCCCUGCAAGUCCCUGCUCCCGUUGGGCCCAGCGCCAGCAAUGGUAUGGGUCAGUCUCCCCAGAUAAAGACCGAACCAGGCGUCAAUGGCCAUUCCGGAUUGCCUCCCAUGAACAGCAUGAUGAUGUCAGCCCCGCCAAACCCCCAGUCCGCACGAGAACGAGCGGCCAACUUAGUCCAUCAGCGAUAUGGCGCUGCGGCUGCCAACUCGGUCAGUCAGAUGCAAGCACAGCCACAGCCGGGAUUAGGAAUGCCCCGUCCCCCUAAUAUGCAGCCCAUGCCGAACGGCCAAGGCCACCCGAUCAAGCAGGAACCAGGAUAUCCACCUCUCUCACAUCCAUCUGUUGGCAAUUCUCAGACCGACGGUGCCAGUGGGGAUGCACUAUCAGAAUGGAAGGCUGAAGUCACACGAAGGCGGGAAGCUGCCGAACAACAGGAUGGAGAAGGGGACCGGGCGCUUAGGGAACAUUUGCGCCAACGCAUACUCCAAUUUGAGGGUGGUGGUCUGAUGUUGCCUCUAGAAGAACAGCAGUCCUCCUCUUCGCGUGGGCUAACAUCAAACCUGUCUUCCGCGGAGUCUAAAGUGCCUCGUGCUCAGUUUGACGGACCUGGCGGCGACGACACCAAGGAUGAAGAUGAUGAAGAUGCCAUCAAUUCUGACUUGGAUGACCCCGAUGACCUAGUAGCGGAAGACCAUGAUGCCGAGGAUGCUGUCGGACAGGUGAUGCUCUGCACGUACGAUAAAGUACAACGGGUCAAGAACAAGUGGAAGUGCACUUUGAAGGACGGCAUCUUAACCACCGGAGGCAAAGAAUAUGUUUUCCACAAAGGGCAGGGCGAGUUUGAAUGGUAGAUGAAACCACGUUAAUGUGAUGAUGCCUUGCAAGGCUCAUAGCGCUCGUCUCCAAUCCUUCCCCUUCCUUCCUCCUUUCGUAUCUUCCUAAAUCUCUCUGUAUUGUGUAAAAUCCUCAGAUUUGCUCAUGUUCCGCAUUCCCAUAAACCAGGAAAACCCAC